GCCGGCGGCCGACUGCGGAGUAGCCGGCGCCGGAGGCGCCGGAGCGCAGCUGCCUCACCGCCCUCACCUCAGUUAACUUCGGAGAUUAAGACUGCGUCUGAGGAAUGCGUUAUCAGCGUUUUGCAUGAUUUUAUCUUUUUUCUACGAACAAUCGAGGAGUAACAGAAUAAUAAAAUUAAUAACACGCCCCUCGAACGCAGCCUGGCUGUGGAGGCACGAUUCUUUAUAUAAAAACUUUGUGGUUAACGAGCCGUUGUUUUUUAACGACAUAAAUUGUUGGAGUAAAAAGAAGUGAAUGUGCAGGUAAAAGGAAUGAGAAAAAGGAAUUAAAACGAAGUAUAAGGCCGAAAGGAAAAAGGGAGUAAGUGAGAAGAUAAAGGGAUUGAAAGACGGGCGAAAGAAUUGGAGGUUAGGUAUGACAAUCUUGGAUACUUGGAUUAAUUAAAGAGAAAAAAGUGAAGUAAUAAAGGUAAUAAAGCGCUGAGAAAGGAAGAAAUAAGAAGAAAGGUCAAGGGUGAAAAGGCGAAAUUAGGAAGAGAAUUGCAAUUUCGGAAAAAGUAACAGGUAGUAACAGGUAGUAACAGAAGUAACAGGUGAAUAGGGAAGAAGAAAAGGGAAGGAUUAGGAUUGAGGCGAUAAUAUCUCAGAGACGAAAGAGAGAGAGAGAGAGAGAGAGAGAGAGAGAGAGAGUGAGGAAAUAAGGUGAGAAAGACGAAAGUAUAAAGACAAGGAGAAUAUUUGGUAGAUAAAAUUCUAUUAGUUACAUAGGAGAAUGGAUGUACAUGUGGCUAUGAAUACGCAUGAUAGGAAUGCAGGAAGAAGUAAUGAGUUAUUGGAAAUAAGAACGGAGAUGGAGAAAAUGAAAAAGGAAAUGGUGUUUAGAGAGGAAGAGUGGAAAAAGGAAAGAAAUGAAUUCAAAGGGACAAUAGAGAAAUUAGAAAAGCAAAUGACGUUCAAUGAGGAAAAAUGGAAAAGGGAAAAUAAUGAGUUCAAAGAAAAAAUAGAGAGAUUAGCCAUGAGAUUGGAAGAGUACGAUAAGAUUGAGCAACAUAUGGAUAUGGUGCAGGUGAAACAGGAGGAUAAUUCAAUGAACGUCACCUCGGAUGCGCCUCAACUGCAAACUAUCCAGCCAAGCACCAGUAGAAUGGAAUCUACUCGAGGUAACGACGUUGACAACUCGACGGCUGGAACUUCUGGCACAUCCGAAAAUGCACAGGGCCAGAAUUCUAAUGUUUCUAAGCCGAGUGGAUCAAACAACCCAAACGUCUCAAUUACAAAUACAUCGGACAAUAGAGAAAAUAAUACUUCCUUACUUAAAUCGGAAAAUGUCAACAGAUCAGGAAACGAAACAGAUCAAUCUGCGCCUGGAGAUUCUCGCAACAUUGACAAUACAACUAAUACUAAUAAUGAUAAUGAUGAGAUCAAGUGUUAUUGUGACAAGACUGCAAUCCAAUUAACAGUUAGAAAAGAUGGACCAACUAAAGGACGUCUGUUUUACAAAUGUUCCAAUAAAUUGCAAGGAAAGGGUGGUUGUAAAUUUUUCUUCUGGGCAUCUGACAGCGCCAAGGCUCAAGUUAAUACGGCGAACAAACAAUCAAGUUCGGUGUCCAAUCUGGACAGAAACAACACUGAUCACCUCUCUCGCGCUGGCACUUCUAAUAACGAUUUGGGAAAUACAUCUGCAAAUGAUGUUACGUGCAACUGUGAUCAGCUCGCUAUAAAGUUGACGGUUCACAAAGAUGGCCCCAAUAAAGGACGACAAUUUUAUGGAUGUCCUAAGGGACGGAACAUUGGUUGUAAUUUUUUCAAAUGGGCAGACGAGGAUGACGCUAAUGAUGAGAGCACAAACGGGGGCAAUUCCACUACGAGAGGAACAUGGAAUAACGUACGCAGACCAUCCCCUCAAAAAGAAGACAAUGCCGCCAAAAGGCGUAAAGUUGCCGAGGGCGAAAGAAAGUGCGGAAAUUGCAGAUUGAAAGGUCAUACGAGGACCACAUGUCCAAAUGGAAUUGCAGUGCCGGGAAUAUUCAUUCCGAUGGGGGGAUUGUAAAUGUGCAAUGGUAUAAGUAAAGAAGUGCUAUCAGGUUUUGUCCAGUCUUUAUUCUGGCUCACUCGAUGAUCAGUCGACUUUCGUCAUAAAAUCCAGUCUUUAUUCUGGUGGACUCGAUAGUCAUCGACUGACUAUCGUUAUAAUAUGUACUAUAUCAGUAUUGUCACAUUCCGCUAGUAAAACUUUGAAUUUCCAAAGAAGCCGCUAACUUGUAACAUAGAACGAAGAUUGACUAACAAAUGAAGUUUUUCAAAUAUAUAUUUUUUAUUGCAAACAAUGUAGUUUAUAACGAUUGGAUAUAAAAAGCUUUAUUAUAAUGGAGCAGUGUUAAAUACGGUUUUUAUAUCUGACUUUAUAUAAGACUUUAUAUAAGACUACUUCUGCCUUAUUAAAUGAUAACUUUUAUAAGUA
Molecule: messenger RNA, 2461 nt
Organism: Wasmannia auropunctata (little fire ant)
Lineage: Eukaryota; Metazoa; Arthropoda; Insecta; Hymenoptera; Formicidae
Product: DNA topoisomerase 3-alpha-like
Exons: 4
Coding region: 773-2050 (425 amino acids)
Molecular function (GO): zinc ion binding
Source: RefSeq, a predicted model, not a curated record